GGGCUCUUCAACAGCCACGUCAGAAAUUUCUUGUAGAAAACAACAGAAAAUCGGCUCUGAAAAACGCGCAGGAGAUUCUCUGUUAAAUUAAGGUUUCUGUGUUAAAUUAGCAGUUCAGACCAACCGUUGGGCACUCCGGAACCGAACACGCAACGAAAUUAUGGAUUCGAUGGUGCGGUACGUGUCGCCGGUAAACCCGGCCGUCUUUCCUCAUCUGGCCAGUGUGCUGCUGCUGUUCGGAACCUUCUUCACGGCCUGGUUCUUCGUGUUUGAGGUCUCGCGCCCCAAACAGCCUUCCAAGGAGAGCGUCAUCUUCAAGGAGCUGCUGAUCAGCCUGUUUGCCUCGUUGUUUUUGGGUUUCGGUGUCCUGUUUCUGCUCCUCUCCGUUGGCUUGUACGUGUAACGAGCUAAGGAAGAGGUGGACAAGUGGAUUCUUUUCACAUUCUUCUCUCAUAACAUUCUCCUAAACACAUUGCACACGGGAGCUCUCAGCAAACCCACACAAAACGGUCUGCCCGAGUCACAGAAAAUGUGAACCCUUCUUCUACGGAGAAGAGCACAUCGCAACAGCAAGCCGGUGUCCAUGGAAACUAAUUGAAUAUUAUGUGAACUUAUAGCUCGUAAGCGAAUUGUCGUAAGAAAUACAAAAACCUCAAACCAA
Molecule: messenger RNA, 661 nt
Organism: Anopheles darlingi
Lineage: Eukaryota; Metazoa; Arthropoda; Insecta; Diptera; Culicidae
Gene: kud
Product: transmembrane protein 258
Exons: 2
Coding region: 161-403 (80 amino acids)
Biological process (GO): protein N-linked glycosylation
Cellular component (GO): membrane-bounded organelle
Source: RefSeq, a predicted model, not a curated record